CAGUGCUACGCAAGAGUGCAUUUCGGCGUCGGUAAUUCGUGUUGUUUAUUCGCAGUCAAUCAAUUUAUUCCAACCAAAAUUUACAGCAAACGGCUAUCUAAAUUGACCCCAAAUCACGACUUUUCGCCCUACGCCACGUAUGAAUAGUAUCUAGGAGGAUGUGAAAGGUUUUAAAGCAAGAAGAUUCGUAUAAAUUUGAUGGGCAUUCUUAGAUCGGUGGCACGGGUGAACAAGCCUUUGUUUCCUAAUGCUUUGAUGUUGUCUUCAUCGCUUUCACGGCAUCGCUUUCUGAGAUUAGGCUGACACAUGGCAAAAGAAACAAAGUAAGGCAAGGCUGGCUGUAACCCCAUUGAAAGGCAUAAUGUCUGGAGAAGAGGAUCUUGUUUGUGCUGUUGACUUCAAGUCAGGGAAAAUCCUGUACUACUUCAACCCCAAAACAGGAGAGAAGAAACUUGUUGAAGAGAAAAUCAAAGAUGAUCAAAAAGACUUAGAAAAUUCACCUUCGCCAGGACUUCAUGGCUCCAUGGCUUUACAAAAUGCACAAAAUCAACCUCAAAAGGCGCUGCCUGUUGAGUCAGCCCCAGAAUCAUUAGCUAGCCUAUCCACAGGUAACCCAUCAAAUCCCCCCCAGCUUCCCCCCGUAGUUCUUCCGGCACAGGCUAUGGGAACUUCACACAGCUGCAAAGGAAGGUCGACAAAUUGUGAAGAAUGUAAACGAAACUUUGCCGAAUCCCUCAACCGAAUAAACCAGCAGUUCCUGGAAAAGACGUUAUUAUCUAAGACAGUGAAAAUCUUCACUUGUGAUCAUUGCGGGGUAAACUUCCUGGACAAAAGAACUCUUAACAAACACCGCUUGAACCAUGAAUUCCAGAUAGAACGAGAAUUGACGCGAUGGAAGAGUCAAUCCAAGAAAAAUACUGUGAGGAAGCGAGCUGUAAAGACAACCGCCCUGAAGGAUUUCCUGGAAAAAGUGCAGAGUUCAAGAAAUGGGACUGAUGGGCAUUAUGGAGCCGAGGUGGUCGCGUCCUACGAUGGGACAGCUCUUAGAAUUGAAAAAGAGGAGACUAGAUUUAAUCAAGAUAUAGUUUCACACAAUGAAUUGCGUUUUCAUAUCGAAAGAGAAACAGAGCCCAGCUCGCAGCUAGAGAAUCGUGCACAGAACGGUAUCAAACAUGACGAAGCCGGUGAUGUUGUUAUCACAAAGACAUUAGGAGUUGACAUACAAACAGAAAGAAAACCGUUAUCACAUUCUGUAUCGCCACAGAUGACAAACGAAAGCUCUCGGAUAGAUUCUAGGUGUUUAGAGCGAUACCCAGUUGCAGCGAAAAAGACGUCCAGAGGUGCGAACCAGGAGUUUAUCCUCGCAAAAACGGUCGAAGCAAUUUUGGAAGAAGCCAGAAGAGAGCAAACCAAACCGCAAGCUGAAGCCUUGCACCAUAAAGCAGCUAACUCAAAAGAGUCUCCUAUUAUACUAAACGCGUUCUCACUGGCUAGUCCCCUAACUUCUGAUGAGAUGAAAACACAUAACAUCGCACAAAAUGUUAGGUCUAAUCUUAACCAUAUUGUACCGGUCUUCACACAGUACUCAUCGACCAACACACCAUCGCCUCCUUUCGUUAACACUGCAGUCUCUACUUCAUCUGGUGCGUCCGGUCUUGCAGGAACCAGAGGGCCUGCAACUAAUGCAAACUUUGUUCCACCUGUUAUACCGGAAAGACCAAUUCACACAGAACAGGUUCCUAGUGGUGCGUUACCAUCUGGACAACAAGACCCGUCCAUAGCUUGCGAAGAGGAGGGUUCAAAAUCCCCACACCAGGUACCCGGCCUUAUGUCGGCCCUUCCAAAACACCAUCACCAUUCCGCCAGCUCUUCUAGGUCCACAGACGACUGCACGGAAUGUAACCGAAGUUUUCAAGAGUUGCUAGAAAAGCUGAACCAAUCUGACAACGGGCCAUCAAAACCUAAGAAGAAAGCUAAACUCCCAUACCUAACUUCAGAAAACAAUGUUUUAAAAAAUGAACUAAAAGCAACCGUGAAUUUGACCAAAGUGUCAAUACCUUACUUAGGAAAUAGCACAGAGCGAUCUGUACUCUCUGAAGGUGAUAAACAUGUCAAUCCCGAUCAAUCAAACCAAAGGGAUUCAACCAGUAAUUUGGUGCCAGAAAAAAUAAUUCAAAAUAAACAAAUAGGACAGCAGUUACCUAGGAAUCAAGAGUCAAAGCCUGAUAUAGGAACUACUUUUAAUAACCAUGUGAUUAUUGUGGACGAUUCAGAGCGUUUACCAGAAGUAAUAGAAUAUGGAAGUAAAGGAAAAUCUGGGCCAUACGAGGUGAGAAAUCCAUCACAUUGUCAUUUUCAAAACAACGAGUGCACUAAGUUGACAGCAAAAACCUUAUUCGAGGCAGAGACUACUAAAAAUGCGACAACACUAAAUGAGAACCAGACUAAUGUAGAAGACAAAGGAAACUCCCCAAAAGCUAUCCCAGACGGAAUUAUCUCCAACGUAUUGAAUAAAAUUCCCGCCCCCACCCCCCACAGUCACUCACAUGACGGAGGCCUAAUCACAGACUGCGAGGAGUGCAAGAUGUCGUUCUCUCAUUCUCUGGACCAGCUGAGCCAAAAACUACUGGUAGAAACUAUGAAUGCUAGAUCCCUCAUUUUUGCCUGCGACUUGUGUGAUGAAAAAUUCGUAGAGCGACGUCAGUUCAACAAACAUCGGCAGCUCAAGCACGCAGAUACACCGUUCCACUGCCAUGGCUGUGACCGACAGUUCACUACCCGCCGUGCCUUAAACAUUCACUUUCGCGUCCAUACUGAAGAGCACUACUUUCAAUGCGAAGAGUGCCCCAGAAAAUGCGACAGCGAGGAGACCUUUCUAAUGCACAUGCGCUUGCACGAGGGGUCCUUUAAGUGUCCGAAGUGUCCCAUGACAUUCCCGCGACGAUCGCGACUAGCCGUUCACGUGCGCACGCACUCCGACAAGGUCUUCCAAUGCGAUCAGUGUGGAAAGAGUUUUCGCCACUCACGAAGUCUUGCUCGGCACGAGCUACUUCAUAGCGGUCAGCGACCAUACCGGUGCACGGAACCGGAAUGUGAACAGUCAUUCGGACGUCAAGAUCACCUGACAGACCAUCUGCGCACUCAUACUGGUGAGCGGCCAUUUCAGUGCCCGCAUUGCAGCAAGACGUUUCGCCAAUCGGGCGUGAUGAACAGACAUGUGCGAAGCGCGCACGAGGAGGGGGUCGGUGAGGAAGAGAAGGGAGUGGAGGAAAUGGAAAUUGAAGUUUAAAAAGGCCGGGCCACUCUAGUAAAGAAUUUUGUACAAGAAAACGAAGAUGAAAUUAGUACAAGAAAACGAAAGAAGAAAUUUGCACAAGAAAACGAAGAAGAAAUUUGUACAAGUAAACGUAGAAGAAACUUGUACAAGAAUACGAAGAAAAUUUUUACGAGAAAUCGAAAAGAAAACGUUACUCGAACGGCUUUGUUAGCUGUGUUCACACCCCUUUUGAUGGGGAAGGCGUGAAGAUAUUGUUAGAGUGUAGAAGAGAAGUAGAGUGUUGUUUUUGAGUCACAGAUUACUAUAGAAUGGUCUCUUCAGAAGAUGUAGUGAUCGAUUCUCUUUAGAAGGUAUAGGGAUUGAUCUUACAAAAUCGAUUAUUUUAACCUCGAAAACUAUAUAAAACACGUGAUGACAUUUAUUGUUGUCAAGAAAAUCUAUUUAAACUUAUUGUAAAUAGCAUCAAAUUUGACCAUCACCACUAGCCUCGGUGAUAUUGCGACGCUAAAGACACAUUAUCAGCACGAGAACCUGUUCCACGACUAGGACCACAUUGCUGGCUAAUUUCACUUUUCAUCCGCACCGAGGUCUUCGUAAAAAUCAAAUUAGUGAUUCCCAUCGAGUGUUAGAGGGGGCUUAUAUUUGAUUCAAUGGGAGAGUCAUUGGUACCCAGGCUCCCAACAAUCCCUUCUCCCUCGUUGCGGGUUAAAUUGUAAUCAGUCAAUAGCGAAUUAACAUUAUAUCUAAGAGUUAUAAGAUAUUUUAUUAUGACUUAAAAGUAUAUACGAGUCACGAUAAGUCGAUUGUUAUUCAGAUGGAUGUAGAAUGGAUUGAAUUUAGACGAUUCUUUCAUGAUUCACGCAGGCUGGAUUCACGUGCUUCUAUUUGAAUUCCGUAUGAAAUUGAGACAGGGCACCGCCUUUUCUAACUUGAUGAGGAAAUAAGCAUGAUGAAUUAUGGACAGGAUGAGGGUUCCCUCGCUCAUACUGUAUCACAAUCACAGGGAACUCACCUAUACGGUUUGAGCUGGGUGGUAAAGGGGGGUAUGGAUCACGUUUCGCGGACCGGGCAAAAUGGCUAUGUCACGUCGUUUCACGGACCGAAAAAUGGCCUUUUAAAUCGUCAAAUCACGUUUCACGGUCGUCGAAAGGGACGAUUUCACGUUUCUCGACAGUGAAAAAUGACAAAAUCUCGUUUCACGAAAAUACCCUUUACCACCAUGUUUGAGUUUAGUUUGGAGUUCAGUUUGCAUGUCUCUGUGGUUUCCAAGCCUGACGCUGGGGUGCUCUCCCAUUGGCCAGGAAGCCCAGCAUUUUUCACGUGUCACUGCACAGUAACAAAUAAACUUUAUUGAAACCGUAAAGGUGAGCUCCCUGUGGAAUAACUAAUUUAUUUAAUCGAAUACAUCACCUUUAUAACGACUAGGUCCAAGGACCUAUAGAGUCAUUGAAGAAAUGGAUAUUAACGUAUGUGUAUAACACGUCAAAUUGAAUAAAUACUUUCAUUGUA
Nematostella vectensis (starlet sea anemone) is the source of this 4786-nucleotide messenger RNA. RefSeq lists its product as uncharacterized. The transcript has 4 exons. The coding region runs from base 362 to 3289 and encodes 975 amino acids. Lineage: Eukaryota; Metazoa; Cnidaria; Anthozoa; Actiniaria; Edwardsiidae. The record is from RefSeq and is a predicted model, not a curated record.